Meleagris gallopavo (turkey) is the source of this 696-nucleotide messenger RNA. The record is from RefSeq and is a predicted model, not a curated record. Lineage: Eukaryota; Metazoa; Chordata; Aves; Galliformes; Phasianidae.
GCUUCAUACUCUGACUUUAAUUUGAAUGUCCUUCAUAUUUCAGUCUCGAAGCCAGCGCCUUACUGGGAAGGAACAGCAGUCAUUAAUGGAGAGUUUAAAGAGCUGAAAUUAACAGAUUAUGAAGGAAAAUAUCUUGUCUUCUUCUUCUAUCCUCUUGACUUCACAUUUGUAUGUCCAACCGAAAUAAUCGCCUUCAGUGACAGAAUUGAGGAAUUCAGAGCAAUAAAUACUGAAGUAGUAGCAUGUUCCGUGGACUCCAAGUUCACUCACUUAGCAUGGAUUAAUACUCCUCGAAAACAAGGAGGACUCGGACCAAUGAAGAUUCCACUUCUUUCAGAUUUAACACACCAGAUUUCCAAGGACUAUGGUGUAUAUCUGGAAGAUCAAGGACACACACUUAGGGGCCUUUUCAUAAUUGACGAUAAGAGAAUCCUUCGACAGAUCACCAUGAACGACCUUCCCGUGGGGAGAUCAGUGGAUGAAACGCUUCGUUUGGUACAAGCAUUCCAGUACACAGACAAACAUGGAGAAGUUUGCCCUGCUGGUUGGAAACCUGGCAGUGAAACAAUAAUUCCAGAUCCAGCUGGAAAACUGAAGUAUUUUGAUAAACUAAACUGAGGCUGACUUCUACUUAAUUACUUAGGUCACGUUCAACUUGAUUUUUGCCAAUAAAAUUUCGUUAAUUUUCUUAAAUUU